CAGAAUAAAAACAUGGCGAGAAUGCCAUUGUGUUUUAAAUGAGUGUGAAAAAUCUCAUAUAGUGCAAUAAACAGUGUGAGAAAGUCUGAUUUUCUAAUGCUGGACUUGAGAACAAGUGUUCACACACGUGGUGGGAUGGAGUUUUAGAGUGAUUGAAAGCGUGCAGAGGUGUUUUCGUGGAACAAAAGCAUUGUCCGCUGCGAAGAAGUGGAAUAUUGCAAUAGAGGAUGCACAGUGGCGCUGUUGUGAGGGAGAGUGACGGGCGGGACGGCGGGGAGGAGGUGAUGGAAGCCUCGGCGGAGGUCAAGAUGCUGGAGUGCCUCACGGAAAUCACUCAGAACCCGGAAAAGGUGAAGAAGAGUGAGUCCAACACUGCAAUGACGAGCAGUGUGGCGAGCAUUCUGGACGACACCACGCCCAGUGACUCGGGCGUUCACCUGCUGGACUCGGAGAGCAGCGAGUUGAAUGAGUCCAUCAUGUCCAGCAGUGGCUUCGACUUCGAUGGAGCAUCGGCUGAGGGGAAGAUCACAGCUCAGACCAUCUGCGAGGAGCCAGUGGUGUGCGAAGAGGAGAAAGCUGUGACUGGCAUGACAAAGAGUGACAUUGAGAACUCCAAUGUGAUGGAACACUUGCCGAUGGAAGCGUGCGGAGACGCUGGUCAGCAGAUUCCCGACGAGAUGGUCUCGAGUACUUGCUCAACCUUCGACACGGAGGCCAUUGUGUACCGCCGGCGGGUGAAGAAGGGCAAGUCUGGUGCUCAGAGUGCCCCCAAGAAGCGUGUCUCCUUCCACGAGGACAUUCUGAAGAACACAAAGACGGACAACAUUCACAUUGAGCACGGAUUCAUCACGUACAAGGGCGCGGCGGCGAAGAAAGCGCCGCACGUGAGUCGGUAUUCUUGGUGCUCUGAAGGCGAUGGAGAUGAUAUGAAUGAGAACAGCCAGUAUGUCUAUCGGAAUGCGUGCUCCGACGUGUUGGAUUACGGGAAGACGGACAUUUAUGAAAAUCCCGUGGCAAACUACAUUCCGUACGAUAACUCGGGCAUUUUCGAGUAUGGACCGCAGUAUCGGGAGAGAGGAGAGCUGUACAGAUGCCACUGUUCCGACUCCAACUCCAGCCUCGAGUCCAAUGAGGCGGAUGAGCGCAAUUCCAACCAGAGGAGGAACUAUCAGCAGGCAAAGUCCAGCUCGUGUGACUGCAUUGGGAGUCAUCAGAACAAUAAUGGGCCGAUUAUCACAGAGAAUUGCUACUUUUCCGAGCCGAGCAUGGACACAAUGCGUGAGAAUGGAACUCAGCAGAAGUCUGUGUGGAAUAAGGAGAGGAAGCCGAAGAGUAGUUGCCUGAAGAAGACAACUAAACACACAGAUAUCAUCAAUGAGUAUAACUUGAAUGGCACAGUGAAGAAGUACAACAUUCAUCAGUUGCCAGAAGUGAAUAAUUUCAUUGAUAGCAAGACAAUUUUUGGGAGUUUGAAGAACAUAUUCAGUAUUCCGCUGCCGGAAAGGGGUGUUCCUGAGGGAUCUGAGGAUCUGCAGUCGGUGUGUGAGUGUAUUCCGGAGGGAGACAGUCGUCCUGAAUCUCCUGUGCGUCCACGACCGUUUCUCUCGAAGAGUCUCGAUCAGGGAUUGACGAAAAAGUCGCCCGGCAGCAAGAAGUACAUUCACAAUGUGGACGAACAGCUGCGCCGGAAGAAUGAUGCCGAUCUCUAUGCUCCGACGACUGUGGAGAGUCGCAAGAACAGCACAGAUCUGCUGUCCAGUGAGAUUUCUCAAAUUACCGACAGUCAGUCGACUUACAGGAACAAGUUCAUUAUCAAUUGCGAGAGCACAGUGUUUGAGCACACGGGCGUGUCGUAUGAGGCGCAGGAUGGGGAGAAAGUGGUGCCGUUGGUGAAGGAUGUUGAGGCCGAAAGCACAUCUUUCCUGGCAGUUCCAUUCACACGGAAGCUGAGCAGUAUCUUCAGGGGCUUCAAGGAGAGUCCACCGAAGCAAGAGAGCACAAAAUCUCCCUCUGAGGAGGCAAAGUUUAUCCUUGUGGGCGCAACGGCUGAUGAUAAGACAGCCAAUAAGCCUCCAUUGCCGACAGAUGCUGGAAAGAGAGGAGGAGAAAAGAAGACACGAAAUGUCAUGGAAUGCAGCAUCACAUCGAAUUCAAGUGAUAGGAAUUCGACAAUCUCAGACAUCACAAGUCUCACGUCCAGCACAGCGCCAACCAGUGAGCGUCAACUGGAUGGAUUUGCCAAGAUCUUCGGCGAUGGAUCGCCACAGCACUCGAGACACUUGGCGUCGCCGGUGAGGAAGAAAUCUCUGACAACAAGACCACCAGAGCGUCACAGAAUGAGUCCGGAUCUCUUCAAUUCCGGACGUGAUUCGAAGAAUACGAUGCUCUCUGAGGAAUUUGACGAUAUUCUCACCAUAACAACUGAUGCCAGUGAUAAGCCAGAUAGCGAUAUGGUUAUCGUUGACUAUCCGGAUGUGACAAUUCCCGAUCGUCCAGAAUUGAGUGACUUCUUCAAGCCGGCCACGUCGAAAACAUCCCUGAUCAAUCGCUUCCUGCGCCAUGUGACGCAGAAGAAGAUCAUCGAUGCCACAAUCAAGAGAAAUCAAUUCUUCCUCUCGAAGAUGAGUGCGGAGAAGAAGGUUUGCGGGAAUUUGUAUGUGAAGGGCGUGAAGCCGAGGAAUCAGGAGUUGAUUGAGGAUCUCAAUGCGGAAAUUGCGCUGGAAAUUGAGAUGUCUGGCUAUCGUCAAGGGCGCCGGGAGCGCUGUGAAUUGUCACGCUUGCACAUUGACAUGGGCGUUGGUGAGAUUUCUGUUGAGAUUUUCAAUGGCAAUUGCCUUCAUAUCUUGCGCAAUGAGUCGGAGAAUCUCAUGAAGGUCUUCAAGCUGUAUGCUGGCUACAAUCGCGAUGGCACAAUGACACCAGUUCUGGUUUUCCUCACGGACAAGACUCUCUAUGUGACGGAUUUGGUGCGGAAUCGUCUGUGCAAUAAAUUUGUGCUUCCCUACUCGGAACUGGAUGUUAUUUUGAUGGGACCUUGUGGGAAUACAGUGCUGUUGUGCAAUGGAGCCAGAGAUAUGCAGCAAGUCCUUCUCGCUGGUGGUCCUUAUCCUGCUGAUGCUCUUGUCUCUAGUUUGGAGAUCUGUGCUCGCCGUGGAGGCUCAAUUUUGCCGGCAGUUGGACAAUUGACACUUGAUCACUUGGCGCCAUUGCAGGCUUUUGUGCGUGACAAUUCGUCGAUUCCCAAGGGAGAUGCCUGGCAAUAUUAUGCAGUGGUGAACAUUCCUGCGGUGGGCUUGAGUCUGGAGAAGGAGCCGCUGGGGCCGUACGUCCGAGGGCCGCUGAUGCACAGGAAUUUGAGUCAGAAUGGUGUGGCACAGCCUUGGUAUGCCAGCUAUUUUCUCCUCAAGGCUGGAGUGCUAUAUAUGUUCUCUGAUGCUGGUCAGAAGAUCCCUUCGUGGGCCAUUGCCCUGACAGAGUGUCAGGGUGCCAGGCGGGCCAUCAACACCACUCGUCCGCACUGCUUUGAGUUGAUGCUGCGCACUGGAACACUCCAGUUGGCCGCUCCGGAUGAGUAUGUGGCGUCUGAGUGGCUUCAAGCACUCGUGCAGUCGGCCAGUGGUUUGUUUGAGAUGCAAGAGAGACACUCAACACUUGGCUGCACACUCAUCAUGACGGCCAAUCACUUGAUAACACUGCGUGAGGACUUUGCAGCGCCACUGAGGCGGGUGAAUUCUGUGUGUCCCAAGUCGCCGUCGAAGGAGAAUAUCGAUCUCAAUGGACGCACACUGUCGCCAUAUGACUCUUCCAGUGAAUUCAGCUCCACCAUGAGCACACCGACGAGGAAUGGCGAUCGGAGAUCCAACUCAAGCUUGAGUACACCUGUGAGGAAUGUGGGAAAGGCCGCAGGACUUCAGCAGCUGUUGAGUCCUCAGCGCGAUGUGGCGAGCAGUGAGAAGAGUUACUCCAGCAUGAGUAGCUUUUACGGGAAGAAUUCAGGUGUUGAGAUACUCACUUGUGCGGCAAUUGACGAGAUGGUGACUCUGAAGAUUCCUCUGGCGCCCAACAAUUGGUGGUGCGUCUUGGAAUUCUCAUGUCAGGAAGUGCGUGAAAAUUCAGAUGAUUUGGUAAUUUUCUUCGCCACCAAUUCAGAGAUGCGUCGCUUCUUGUCGAUGUUGGAGAGAAUGUGGCAAGCGAAGAAGGAUGAUCAGUUCCCAGUCACUCUCAUCUCCGAUGAGGAUCUCGUUGGCGAGCAUUGUACAAAGUUAUUUGGGGAGAUCAACAAGUCCUGGGAACCUCUUCUCUCCGCUGCACUCGGAUAUCCUCAGUAAAUAUCCUCUGGCGCUGCUUUCUUCGUCCUGUGUUGAGCCAAA
Molecule: messenger RNA, 4370 nt
Organism: Phlebotomus argentipes
Lineage: Eukaryota; Metazoa; Arthropoda; Insecta; Diptera; Psychodidae
Gene: prd1
Exons: 5
Coding region: 228-4328 (1366 amino acids)
Biological process (GO): lysosome localization; regulation of protein localization; Golgi organization
Cellular component (GO): endosome membrane
Molecular function (GO): kinesin binding
Source: RefSeq, a predicted model, not a curated record